GUGUUCUUAAGUUCCAGAAUGGCUUCAGCCUUUGACACAGACGAGGGCAGCUCGUCCUCCGAGGACAGCGACGUCGUCCGGUUUGAGGAGAGCGACGAGUCGCCGGAGUCCGAUGGCUUCCCUCAGCCUUCUGCCAGACAGCCCUGCAAGUUUUACAACGAUGGCGGCUGCAGGGAUGGAAGCCACUGCAGAUACCUGCAUGUCUGCAAGUUCCACCUGCAGGGGAGGUGUCGCUACGGCAACGCCUGCAAGCUGAGCCACUCUGUGGGUGGAGGAGGGAGAGGAGGAAGAGGAGGAGGAGGAGGAGGAGAAGGAAGAGUAGGAGGAGGAGGUGGAGGAAGAGCCCCCCUGCUGACGGACGGCCGACCUUUCCAGUGGCAGCUGAAAUCCCGAGACGGCUGGAAGGACAUUGAAAACGAUCACGUGAUCGAGGCUCAGUACUCGCUGCCUCACAGCAAGAGCAUCAAGAUCUACAACACGGCGUACGGGGCUGUGAGCAUCGACUUUUCCCAGGUGAGAGUGAUCGGGAAGAACCUGCAGGUCCGCCGUCUGGACGACGGGAGCAGCACCUGGUCCUGGUUCUGCAUCCUGCGGAAGAAGUGGAUCAAAUAUGGCGAGAAGGACGCUAAGGGCCAGGGCAGCCCGGUCAGCAGCUUGGACAUCGAGAGGAAGUACCAGAGCGACCCGACCGGAUCGUUCUCCUUCAGCGUCGGAGGGAGCAGGGUGGAGAUCAGGUUCAGAGAGAUGGUUCAGAUGGGUCAGAGUCGGAAGAGGAGGGUCACCCGGCGGCCGCAGUUCCGAUACAAGCAGACCGGAGGAGGGAACGCUCCGGCGAUGCCGGCCAUCGCCAACCUGUCUCUGGGCUCCAAACCUCAGUGGCAGUUCAAGGGCGACAGCGGAUGGCAUGUCUUCAGAGACAGGCCCGGCUGCUCCAUCACCACCACCGACAUCGAGGCCCGCUUCGAGCAGAACCCCAGAGGCAGCCUGACCUUCACCGUCAACGGUCAAAACUACAAGCUGGACUUCGGAGCCAUGAGCCAGACCAACCUGAAGACUCAACACAGGCGCGCCAUCAGAAGAGUGAUGGUCUGACCUGCCCGGACCUCAGACACACACACACACACGUACACACACAUGCAUGUUCAGCAGUAUUUAACGGUAUUUGAAGCUGUAUACGAAGGUGUUUACUGCCAUCCGCUCGUCUCAGGAAGUCAACCCUCUCCGUUAGUUUACACAUCGGGAAGAAACGCUGCUGGUCUGGAGAACGCCAUGUCUUCCACUCGGGGCCUUUUUAAUCUCAGUGAUGAACCAGAUUCAUUUAAUGUGAUUUUUUUGUGUUUUGCAAACUACAUUUCUCUGCAUGCUGCUUCUGCUCAUGUAUUAUUCUGCUUUGUUGGUUAUUCUGCUUGAUUUUUACGUGCCAAAGACAAUCAUUGAUCUAAUUCAAAUAUCAAUAAAAGAUCUAAA
Messenger RNA from Salarias fasciatus (jewelled blenny), 1467 nucleotides. RefSeq lists its product as uncharacterized. Gene Ontology annotation, cellular component: nucleus. Lineage: Eukaryota; Metazoa; Chordata; Actinopteri; Blenniiformes; Blenniidae. Gene Ontology annotation, molecular function: metal ion binding; NAD+ poly-ADP-ribosyltransferase activity. The record is from RefSeq and is a predicted model, not a curated record. The transcript is spliced from 10 exons. Bases 19 to 1092 code for a protein of 357 amino acids.